AUGGCGGCUUCUCACUGCGUGUGUUAUCACGCGCCGCGCCGCGCCCGCACGCAUCACGCGCAGUGUGAAGGGCUUGGCGUGGGGCGGCGCGGGCAGGCGUGGGGUGGCGUGGGGUGGCGCGGGCUGGCGUGGGGCGGCGUGGGGCGGCGUGGGGCGGCGUGGGGCGGCGUGGGGCGGCGUGGGGCGGCGUGGGGCGGCGUGGGGCGGCGUGGGGCGGCGUGGGGCGGCGUGGGGCGGCGUGGGGCGGCGUGGGGCGGCGUGGGGCGGCGUGGGGCGGCGUGGGGCGGCGUGGGGCGGCGUGGGGCGGCGUGGGGCGGCGUGGGGCGGCGUGGGGCGGCGUGGGGCGGCGUGGGGCGGCGUGGGGCGGCGUGGGGCGGCGUGGGGCGGCGUGGGGCGGCGUGGGGCGGCGGGGGCGGCGUGGGGCGGCGCGGGCUGGCGUGGGGCGGCGCGGGCUGGCGUGGGGCGGCGCGGGCUGGCGUGGGGCGGCGCGGGCUGGCGUGGGGCGGCGCGGGCUGGCGUGGGGCGACGCGGGCUGGCGUGGGGCGGCGCGGGCUGGCGUGGGGCGGCGCGGGCAGGCGUGGCGCGGCGUGUGCUAUCCGUUUAAAAUCUGUAACUUCAAAGACGCGGCACGACGCAGCGCGCAUGUUUAAAGCCGACUUCUCACUGCGUGUGAGAAGUCCGCUUUAG
Messenger RNA from Parnassius apollo (apollo), 687 nucleotides. Lineage: Eukaryota; Metazoa; Arthropoda; Insecta; Lepidoptera; Papilionidae. The record is from the annotation of a GenBank genome assembly.